Molecule: messenger RNA, 1999 nt
Organism: Anastrepha ludens (Mexican fruit fly)
Lineage: Eukaryota; Metazoa; Arthropoda; Insecta; Diptera; Tephritidae
Exons: 17
Coding region: 184-1989 (601 amino acids)
Source: RefSeq, a predicted model, not a curated record
CUCUCAAAAUUAUAAGAAAGAAAUAUUUUCACAAAAUAUCGAAACUACGCCAGAAAAUUUUAUAUUUUUACAUUGCGAACAUAGGUAUAUUUAGUAUUUCAGAAGUGACCAAAGUGCUCGUCGGCAUCAUCGUCCGCUUCGAUCCCCACAUAGGAGUAGGUUUAGAGAUUGAAACGAACAAGAAUGCACAAAUUAAUUUUUCAAUUGUACAGCUUUCUUGAAUUUUUUAUUUGGAACAGCAGCGAAUCAAAGUGUGUGUUGCCAACGUUAGUGUCUUCAAUGCGGCGUGCGCCUCGGCCACUGGACUUUCCAGCCCUAGAUUUACGCGCAUGUAAUUUUGAAGUGGAGAAGCAGACUCAACAUGAGCAGUAUUCAGAUACCGAUGCGCGGAUGCCAGUUAGCUCAUGUUAUGGUGGCUUUAAACGCAUACAAUCACCGAGGUCACCGGCAAUGGCAUGUGGAAAAAAAAUUUCGAGUUCCGAUCAAAGCGUAAAUCAUGGGCUUCAUCGCAGUUGGAGCAUGAUCGAUAUACCAACAGCGCGUCCAAACCCAUUGAGGCUAAGUGCUGGUUGCGAUCACUUCAGCUGUGAAGAUGAGGAAGAGAAAAAAUUCUAUCAAUCCCUUGAUCCGAGCGUAGAUUAUGAUGAAUUUGAUCCAGAACCACCACAACCGACUAGACAACAGACAGCUCGAUUGCGCGCUGGUUCCCCAAACAAUUACAACAGGUCGUUCGAUCAAAACACGCAAAAUUUCUCAUCAUUCUGUCCAACCGGUGGGGCUGGCCCUGCUGCUGCAAGUAGUCCGUAUCCAUCAUCGCCGACACGUCGUUCGUCUUACGAUCAGUACUCAAGCAUACAGCCAAGGCACCCGUCCACUAUGGAUCCAGAGUUAUCGUCUUUUUUUACACCAAUGGCGCAAUCAUCACCCAUGAGGCAACCCUCACGAGCACCGACAUCCACACGGUAUUCUCUAGAUGCCUCCAAUAUUUCAUAUGAGCAACCUAGACGCGGUCACCGCCCACCAGCAUCAAUGAGCAGCACACGCUACAAGGGUCUGCCGGGACAGCCUUUCAGGAUGCCGGGACUAACACCGCAAGUAAUGCCCACGCAAUGGAUGCCACUACCCGGCAACAUGCAAUCCUCAUUUUUAGAACAGCCCUCCAUUGGGCAGCCCAGGGGACUAACACCGCAAGUAAUGCCCACGCAAUGGAUGCCACUACCCGGCAACAUGCAAUCCUCAUUUUUAGAACAGCCCUCCAUUGGGCAGCCCAGGAAUAUGGAGCGGUCUCUAGCAUGCCCCAGGAAGGACGAGGAUACUUGCAUCAAAGACAUUGCGAGUUUUCCUUGUGAAGAUGACGAAAGUAAUGAGGAAAAAUUUCCGGCGCCACGUUGUAAGCCACUUGACCCGGAAAUUGCAAAGAAACUAUGCUGCAAUUUACCACCAUUCAAAAUACCACGCGGCACGGCGGAUGAUUUCAUUUGUAUUAAACAGCGCGAACAAUGGGAGGCACUGGUCAAGGAUCAAGAUUGCCCGGGCGCCAUACAGUCCACAAUAGAUGGCAUCGUCAAUUUCAAUGUUCUUGCAUUGGAUAUUGUUUUUGGCGAGACACGCCUACCCGAUUGCUUGCCGAUAGUGGAGCCGAUCACCCUGCUCGAAGCGUUCUGUAAGCGCAUCAAUUACGAUCGCUGCCAAUUGAAAAAUUUGGAGAAAUCGGUUUAUAAUAAAAACAAUCAAGAUGAUGAGCCACUUAAAACUCCGCCACCGAGUGAUGACUAUUCAAUAAUUGAAAAAUGCUUUAAACACAAAUAUACGACCGAACUCAAUGUGGCGAUAGAGAAUCUUUUGAAGGCGGAAAAAGGUUUCAAUUUCGAUAAUCCAAAUCCGGAAGUACCAUCUAUGACUUUGGCAUUGGAUAAAACCAGCACUGAUUUGCCGGGUAUACCCAUAUCCAUACAAGCCUUUACGGGAACCACAAGGCCGCGUGAUUGAGUUUGGAAGA